Naegleria lovaniensis is the source of this 1284-nucleotide messenger RNA. RefSeq lists its product as uncharacterized. NCBI's taxonomy places the organism in Eukaryota, Heterolobosea, Eutetramitea, Acrasida, Naegleriidae. Bases 1 to 1284 code for a protein of 427 amino acids. The record is from RefSeq and is a predicted model, not a curated record. The transcript has a single exon.
AUGGCCUUGCGUAAGAAGAAAUCCAAGAAGGAAAAGAGUUCCUCCAAGCAAGGAGGCGGCAAGUUUUCCAAGCUUACUUCCUUGAUCAUGGGAGGAGGCUCUUCCGAGAGAAGAAAACGAAGAAUUGGUUUUUCUAAAGUGUUAUUGGGAGGAGAUGAAAAGAAGAGUUCGUUUUUGGCAAGGCAAAUUCAAUAUUGGCUCCGAUCUCCUGAUGUAUUGAAUUUGAAUACAACCAUGACCACAACGAAAACUCUCUAUUCUUCACCCACUUCUUCUACAACGGUUACUAUAAGUUUCACUCCAGAAACUUCCGUGGAUCAAGAUGAUUCGGCUUUAACAUCGACUACUGAACCAACAACACGACUUUCUACACAAGAAAUUUCAAAACUUCAAUCUGUACAUGUCUUUUCAGCAAAUACCAAAUUAGUGGCGAGUGCAUUGUCUGUUUGGUAUGAAAUAGUUACAUAUUUAUUGACUCACCAUAAGAGAAGAAUUAUUUUGCAAGAGGAUUAUUAUCCUGAAGGAGGAUUGUUGGAUUAUUUGGCUCGUGUGAAACGAGAAGAAGGAUGGCUUGCAUUGUUGGGAUUUAAAAACGCAGAAAAAGAUUUUACAGCAUCAUUGUUGACCAUUGGUGCAGGAAUGGCGUUUGAAAAAGGUAUUCGAGCUCAAAUUAUUGAUCCUCUUUUGGAUUCUGAGAAUACAUCCAUUCCAAAUGUUGUGAAGCAAUUGAUUGCUAUUUUGGAACUACCUUUGUCUAUUGCAAUGACCUAUCCUUUUGAUCAUUCACAACUUGUCAUUGUUAAAAAAAAGAUUGAAAAUGGUACCAUUGGUACAAAAGAGAGUGACAAAUCCCUUCGAUGUAUUCCAACUCUAAAACAAUUGUACAAGGAUCGUGGCCUUGUUCACGGAGUUUAUUAUGGAUUUGGAUGGCAUGUAUUGGAAACUGUCAUUUCCAAUCUAGUCAGAAGUGGCCUCAAAUAUGUCACAAAUUUGCUCUUGGAGAAGAUUGUAGGAACACAGAAUUUGGAAAUGGCCAAGUCAUACCUUCCUGGUGACCAAUUAUUCACAUUGGAAACGACACAAAACAUUGGUGUGGAAAUUGCCCACGAAGCAAUCACAGCACCACUCCACUACACCAUGACAACAUACAGAGCUGACAUGGGCAAGACCUUCUCCAAUCCAGUGGAAUGCUUUAGAAAAAUUCAAACUGAGAGGGGAUUUACCACAUUUUAUAAGGGAGUUUGGCUCGGAACAUUGUUCCCUUCAUUUGGAAAAAGAAAGUAA